Trichoderma virens Gv29-8 is the source of this 957-nucleotide messenger RNA. RefSeq lists its product as uncharacterized. Gene Ontology annotation, molecular function: oxidoreductase activity. The transcript has a single exon. Lineage: Eukaryota; Fungi; Ascomycota; Sordariomycetes; Hypocreales; Hypocreaceae. The coding region runs from base 1 to 957 and encodes 318 amino acids. The record is from RefSeq and is a predicted model, not a curated record.
AUGAAAGCUCUUCAGCUGCUUCGCCAAACUGCCAGCGAAGCCCCCCGUCUCGUCUUCACUGAGGUGCCAAAGCCAGCACUCGUACCAAACCACGUACUAGUCAAGGUACAUGCUUCGGCGAUCCACCCCAGCGACGUCGGAAAUGCCUCGGGGCUCUUUUCAUACACGCAAUAUCCCCGGGUUGUUGGAAGGGACUAUGCGGGAGUCGUCGAGGAAGGCCCUCGGGAAUUGGUCGGACAAGAGGUCUACGGCACCAGCGGGCACGCGUACGCCUUUACCAAGGACGGAUUCCAAGCGGAAUACUGUCUUGUUCACGAGGAUGACAUUGCCCUGAAGCCGAAGAACGUAUCCUUUGUCGAGGCGGCAACGCUGGGCGUUCCCUUCACGACAGCUUCGCAAAUGGUCGAGAGGGCAGCCAUCACAGAAUCCGACACUGUCCUCGUCAUAGGGGCCAACGGCGCUGUUGGUUCGUCUGCCGUCCAGCUCAUCCAAAACAUUGGCGCUCGCAUCAUCAAGGCCACUCGGGACGAUGGAGGCGAAGUCAACACCGACAAGGACCCAGAACUGAAGGCCGUGGAUGCCCUGACAGAGGGCAAGGGAGUCGACGUCGUCCUCGACACCGUAGGAUCUCCUGCUCUAACGGUUAACAGUCUGAAGAAGCUCGCCAAAAAUGGUCGCCUUGCCUUUAUCUCCGCCCCCAAGGCGGGCGCUCGAGACAUUAGCUUCGACAUGCGUGACUUUUACCGCGCCGAUUUGAGUCUUUUGGGCUGCAAUUCGCUGAACCCCUCGGCGAAGGACAUGGCACGGCGAUUAAGUGCCCUCAAGGAGCAUUUCGAAUCUGGGAAGCUAAAGUCCGACAGCAAAUGGAUCUCAGUGCCUAUUGAUCAGGCAGUGGAGGCGUAUGACAAGUUGCUGAAGAGGACGACGAAUGAAAAGUAUGUCGUGGUGAUGGCGUAA